Molecule: messenger RNA, 1667 nt
Organism: Cucumis sativus (cucumber)
Lineage: Eukaryota; Viridiplantae; Streptophyta; Magnoliopsida; Cucurbitales; Cucurbitaceae
Product: nuclear transcription factor Y subunit A-1
Exons: 6
Coding region: 258-1067 (269 amino acids)
Biological process (GO): regulation of transcription by RNA polymerase II
Cellular component (GO): CCAAT-binding factor complex
Molecular function (GO): RNA polymerase II cis-regulatory region sequence-specific DNA binding; DNA-binding transcription factor activity, RNA polymerase II-specific
Source: RefSeq, a predicted model, not a curated record
UUCAAUUUCUUUUCCUUUUGUUUUCGCUAUCUAUGCCUCUUGCUUCCUCUAUUUCUCUAAUAUAUCUGGUGUUACAUUUCUAGGGUAUUCCCGCAAUUCCCUUUUUAGGGAUUCUUUUCCUCUUUUUCGGGUUUUGGUUUGAUUGGUUUUUUUUCUUCUCGGAUUUACUUUUGGUUUAGCUGAUUCAUGUCUGUUAUGGAUGACAAUUCCCGUGCUUCUUUGGGUUUCUUUCAGGGAGGAUUUGAGGGUCUGAAGGUAUGCAGUCAAAGUCUGAAACCAAUAAUCAGCUCGAUUCAAAUGGUGCACCAUCGACGAGUAUCUAUUAUGAACCCUGGUGGCGUGGCAUGGGGUACAAUACUUUUCCAUUACCUGUGGUUGGGGGAAAUGCUUCCAGUUCAACUUCUCUUGAAUUCCCUAAUGGUGGUUCGGAGUCAAAUGAUGGCCAAUCUGUGUCUAAUAAUGAUGUAAAUGAUGAAGAAGAUGAUGUUUCUAAAGAAGUGCAAGCUACUGGAUCUCCACAUUCUGCGGGAAGCUACAGACAGGAUCCUCAGAAGAUGCAGCAUGUUUCAUCCACUUUGCCGGCAAUGCACGGUGAAUGUCUGGCACAGUCUACACAACUCGAACUUGUUGGUCACUCUAUUGCUUGUGCAUCAAAUCCUUAUCAGGAUCCAUAUUAUGGAGGAAUGAUGGCCUUCUAUGGUCAUCAGCCCUUGGGCUAUCCCAUGGUUGGAGGACCACAUGCUAGAAUGCCAUUGCCCAUUGAGAUAGCACAAGACCCCGUUUUUGUGAAUGCAAAGCAAUACCAGGGAAUUUUGAGGCGAAGGCAAGCACGUGCAAAAGCUGAGGCUGAGAAGAAAUCAAUAAAAGCCAGAAAGCCAUACCUUCAUGAGUCUAGACACCAGCAUGCCAUUAGAAGGUCGAGAAGUAGUGGAGGUCGUUUUGCGAAGAAAAGCGAAGCUGAGGGAAAGGAAAAGCAUUCUGAUAAAGUAAACGAGAGUGAUUACCGCCUAAAUGACGGUUCUGAACAGCAGAACGGAAGCUCCUUGACGAACAAGGCCUCUGAGUAGCAAAGCAACCUGCACUGAAUGCCAAGACAAUGGCCAGAGUUGUUCAGUGGGGAAUGAGGGAUCAAUUGCUUGUUUGUUAGAAGUACUGAGUUCCUAGCAAAGCAUGCUAGGCGGCAAAUCAUUCUUGGCUUUGUUGUUCUGUUGCUUUGUAGAAAAAGAAAAAGGGAUGGUGAAUGAUAUGUGUGACUUAUAGGAUCUCAUGACUUCUUCAAAGGAUUCCUCAAAAGUCUAAGAGAUUUCUUCAUUCCAUUCUCCUUUUUUGCCUUUUUUGUACAUAGUUUAUGAUGACGUAAGGGAGUGAGAACUUUGGUCUCUUGUAUUAUAUUAGCAGUGCGUGAAACUAAAUGAAUCAUAAGGCUUAGGAUAGAUACAGUGAUUGUGAUUCACAAAGCUUAGACUUGAAAGAUUUUAGAUUUGAGUAUCUAAGGUUUGACGGAUUAUUGAUGCAAAUUAUAGUUUUCAGGUACAGAAAUGGAUAGAGUUUAAAUGGCUUCCUUCAGCUUUGACUAUGACUUGUUUUAAAGCCAAAGGAUAUUUUGUGUAUGGAAGGGAAGGAUUAAUGGAUGCAUCUCACCCAUUUGGAAUUCAUCCACCUUGAAA